Myiozetetes cayanensis is the source of this 1099-nucleotide messenger RNA. It is a transcript of the gene RBM7, whose product is annotated as RNA binding motif protein 7. The record is from RefSeq and is a predicted model, not a curated record. The transcript is spliced from 5 exons. Gene Ontology annotation, cellular component: nucleus. Gene Ontology annotation, molecular function: single-stranded RNA binding. Gene Ontology annotation, biological process: regulation of alternative mRNA splicing, via spliceosome. NCBI's taxonomy places the organism in Eukaryota, Metazoa, Chordata, Aves, Passeriformes, Tyrannidae. The coding region runs from base 64 to 888 and encodes 274 amino acids.
GCCGUCGCGCACGCGGAGAGCGGCCGCCGGACAGCGCGCGCUCGGGCGGGCCCAGGCGCGGCCAUGGGGGCGGCGGCGGCCGAGGCGAACCGGACGCUCUUCGUGGGCAACCUGGACCCCAGGGUCACCGAGGAGCUCAUCUUCGAGCUCUUCCACCAGGCGGGGCCCGUGAUCACCGUGAAGAUCCCCAAGGACCGGGACGGACGACCCAAGCAGUUCGCCUUCGUCAAUUUCAAGCACGAGGAGUCGGUGCCGUACGGGCUGCAGCUGCUCAACGGGAUCAAGCUGUACGGGCGGCCCAUGCGCAUCCAGUUCCGAUCAGGGAGCAGUCAUGCAGCCCAGGACACCAGUCCAUCCUGUUUGCCGCUCGGAGCUAUUGGUGCCAUCUCUCCUGGAAUGCCACAUCCAGCCUCCAACUGCAGCAGAUACGAGAGGGUUCCUGAGGGCGCCGCCGCCGUGGGCUUCCCACCGAGCCUGCAGAGACAAGCAGUGAUGAACAGCAUGGCGCGGCAGCAGCCCCAGUUCGGCGGCAAGUACGAGCAGCCUGGCUUCGCCCCUCCCGGCUACCCCCCUGCCUUCCACGCCCCGCCGCCGGGCUCCCCGAUGUCGCGGCGCACCGAGGGGCCGGCGCUGCGCAAGGGCCGGCUGGGCGCCCACCCCUACCCGCCCGACAGCCGGCACUUCGGCCGCGAGCGCUUCGGCCCCGACUACGGCCGCGGCAAGCGGGACGACUACGGCUUCGAUGAGAGGGGCCACGACGCCGAGCACCACUACCGGGGCAGCCGGGACGAGCCCUACGGCGACAGGCACCGCGACGGCUGGAGCCACGACUACGACCACCGCAGGGAGAGCUACAGGGAGGCCAAGUGGCACCCGGCACGGCACUGACGGACUCUGAGGGCAAAGCAAACGCGACCCGUUUCUUACUGAGUACUUGUAUAAAACCCCUUUCCCUGCAAAAAAAAAACCAGUGACCUUUUAGUGUUUGUAAAAAUACCAGCAGCACAGUCCUGCCAAACUCUGGUCUCAGUUUUAAAUGUGUUAACUCACACCUCAGGGCUUCUCAGGGGGAAAAGAAAAACGCUGGUUUGAGAAACCA